Messenger RNA from Fusarium proliferatum ET1, 852 nucleotides. RefSeq lists its product as uncharacterized. The record is from RefSeq and is a predicted model, not a curated record. Lineage: Eukaryota; Fungi; Ascomycota; Sordariomycetes; Hypocreales; Nectriaceae. Bases 1 to 852 code for a protein of 283 amino acids. The transcript is spliced from 3 exons.
AUGGAAGCACUCAAAGCACGAUUCCCCGACUUACCCUUCUGCCCCCUUCGGAAACCAACUAGGUUAAAUCCCGCCACAAUUCACUUACCUAUUGGCCACGUCAAAGCGGAAGGGCGGCGCCCCCUCACCGUGGAGUCUGUCUUCGCCAGGGACGUGGAAGUACUAAUGCGUGACGGCAUCAACAUCUACUCUGAUGCGUUUCGGUCCGCGAGCUCAAGCGACCCGGGUGGCCAGGUCCCUGUGAUUAUAGCAUCGAGCCCUUAUGGAACAGAUAGUAGUAUACUUUUCAUCUCACACAUUCAUGCGGAUUACAAACAGCUGAUUGAUACAGCGGGCCACUCAUACGAUUACCUGGGACCGUUCCGCUGUGGUCUCAAGCAAGGUCAAACUUCCGGAUACGAAAGCUUCGAGGCUCCUGUUCCAGCCGAUUGGUGUGCUAGAGGCUAUGUCGUCAUCAACCCUGACUCUCGUGGAUCAUUUGAGACUUUCGCCAAGGCAAAGUCCACUCAGAAGUGGCUUCGGGUUCAUCAUAUGCAAGAAUGGCACGACGUGUAUCGCAAGAAUAACGACGAGCUCCAGAAGCUUUUCGACAGGCUUCGACUGUCCCUUCUUGGCUUCGAUGGCAGUCCGGCAAAGACUAUCGUGGAGCGCGUGGAGGUCGCUUUUCCGGUCCCGGGAACCGAGUAUCGCACAUCCUUCCUCGAUGCUACGACUUUGACGUUGUCACUCGAGAAGUCGGCAGCUGAAUCAAACACAAGUUAUGAAGCGCAUCAUCCGACUCACUACACAGACUUCAGCGUUCGUUUUCACGAGUAUAUAGAGGAUUCUGGAUAUCCUGUAGUCAAGUUAUAG